This is a messenger RNA of Oncorhynchus mykiss (rainbow trout), 3582 nucleotides long. The record is from RefSeq and is a predicted model, not a curated record. NCBI's taxonomy places the organism in Eukaryota, Metazoa, Chordata, Actinopteri, Salmoniformes, Salmonidae.
CUAACAAAUCUACUGAAAACAAUAACUCAAAUAAGACACAACCUAGAUUUGAGUUAAUGUUUUCAGUAAUUGAACAUGACUCCAACCUUGUGAAAGUGACAAACUGACAAGUUUUAAUUUGAGUCAAAAACAUCUUUAUCUGAGUGCUUUUGAUUUGAUGGCCUGCACAUGCGCAGUAUGGCUCGAGACGACCGUUAUGCCAUCGCCUAGAAGCGUGGUCGGGGAUUUAUAUUGUCUUCAUGCUGUACAGUCUUUGGUAAUGUCAUCUUUUUUUAGGCACGAACACCGCCAUGGUUCGUUUGGACAAAGUCUAUGGGGAAAAGAAUGGAGAUUUUUGUAGUGUUUUUGGAUAAACGGCAAAAGUUAGGUCUGUGGUAAAUGCAGGCUUAUGAGUUCUUAUACGUUUUGUUCAAUGAGAGAGUCUUCAUCAGGUAACAACUUUUUGUGAAUUUUGAAGCAUUUAUCAGAAAAAUCACAAAGGCUUCAUAGUUCAUGAAGGCCAGGUUAACCAAUGACUAUAAUGUCAUAGAACAAAACCUAUAAGAUCUCCUAAGCCUGUGUUAACCUCAGACCUUUUUUUCUGUGUUCAUUCCAAAACCCUAUUCUUUCCCCAUAGGAAUGGCUGAACGAACCAGAGGUAACUCUUUUCCGUUUUUUUAUGACUACAGGCUGGCGAACUCUAUUGCUAUCCCAUCUAGCUAGUUAACUUACUGGUUUCACUUCCUCAUUUCAGUGUGGCUGGCUGCACAGCUAUCUACUUGGGUAACCUUUUUUUAAAUUUCUCUACACAGCUUUGCACAAUUAUGAAUCUUGUAACAGGGGAGGCUAUUAGGAAAAUCUGCCAACUAUUCCUAGUGGCCUCCUCAAGUUUACAUAAUGAAAACGAUAAACUGAAGACCAAGGUGGAGCAGAUGAAUGAAGAUAUGAAGGCAUUGACUGAGAAGGCUGAACAUUAUAGAGCAUCACUGGCUAAAAUGCAGGCACAAGCAGAACCAAAAGGACCCACGCAUAUUCUGCUUAAUGGAAUGAUUUUUGCAAUUCCACCAGUUGGUCUCCCAAUAUUGUCUGGAAUGACAGCGGCUUCAACAUUGCCAGGGAAUGUCAGUCAAGCAAACCCAGUCACUAACACCAUAUCAGUCUCUGCAGGUCCUGCAAAGGUUUGCAGCAAACCCACAGAGAUGUCUUCAUUGGAGAAUGACUCCUCUCUGGGAGACACAGAUGGACUGAAUACAGACCCCUCCCCAAGAGACACUGACUCCAACGUUGAGCAUAUGAGAGCUGCUCUGCCAGGGAGCAACGAGAGAGACGGCCAUGAAAGCCAGAAAAACAGCAAUACUACUAAAAGGAUGCGAUCCAAAGAAACCAAAUGCUUCAAGUGUGAUGUUUGUGAGAAGACCUUCAGCCGGAAGAACCUACUGGUACAACACAAGCUAACUCACACAAGACCCUUCAAGUGUGAUGUUUGUGAAAAGACUUUCAGCAGGAAGGGGUCACUGGAAGCUCACAAGCUAAUUCACACACUGGUACAUCAGAUGCUAAUUCACACAGAAGAGAGGCCAUUCACUUGUGGUCAGUGUGGCAAAACAUUCAGAAUGUCCAAGCAGCUUGAACAUCACAUGUUGCGUCACAGAGAAAAAACGUUCAGUUGCAAAGUUUGUGGAAAUGUUUUGUCUACCAAGAAAGAUCUGAAACGACAUCAGCUUGUUCAUGCAGUGGAGAGACCGUUCAAGUGCCUGACUUGUGACAAGGGUUUCACAUCAAGGAAACUGCUUAUCGAGCACGAGAGAAUCCACACCGGUGAAAAACCAUACACCUGUGCUGUAUGUGGAAAGAGUUACAGACAGCAUGGUGGCCUUAGUAUUCAUAUGCGACGACAUACAGGUGUACGUCCGCAUUCAUGUUCAGAGUGUGGUAAGGGUUUUAUGACAAGCAGCAGCCUCAAAAACCACAUGGUUGUUCAUACAGGGGAGAAGGCAUUUACAUGUGAGACAUGUGGAGCUGCUUUCGGCCAUAAGGGAAACCUUGUGAGACACCAAGUGCUUCACACAGGGGAGAGACCGUACAAAUGUGAAGUGUGUGGGAAAAGCUACCUUCAGUCCACUGACCUAAAAGCUCACAUGCACCGUCAUGGAGCAACCAAACCAUUUAUGUGUGACCUAUGUGGGAAGACUUUUAUGUACAAUUUUCAAAUGAGACGACACCAUCUAAAAUGGCACACAGCUGAAGGAGAGAAGCAGAGGGUACGAAAGAGAAAAGAGAGAACGAGAACCGCCAGGAGACCGGGAACCUCAACAAAGCCAUUCAGUUGUGACAUAUGUUUGAACGGCUUCAGCUCCAUGCUAACUCUGAAAAACCAUCAACGAAUUCACACGGGACAAAAGCAAUACUCUUGUUCCAUUUGCGGAAAGACCUUUGCCUAUAAACAUACUUUUGACUAUCACAUGAGACUUCACAGUGGAGUGAAGCCUUACGCUUGUAAAUACUGUGAAAAGACAUUUGUUCUUAGGCAAGCUCUAGAAGGACAUGAGCGAACCCAUACAGGUGAAAAGCCCUUCAAAUGCAGUUAUUGUGACAAGACUUUCUCAGUCAACACCAAUCUGAAAAGGCAUGAGCGAGUCCACACGGGAGAGAAGCCAUUCAAAUGUGACGUCUGCGGGAGAGGUUUCAGCCAAGCCAACAACGUCAAAGCCCACAUGCAAGUCCACACUGGAGUUAGGCCUUAUUAUUGCAAGAGAUGUGGAAAGGGCUUUUCUGACAUAAGACACUACAAAAACCAUAGCUGUAAUGGUGUGGCAGCAACACGUGAUCGGUCUCGUAAAUCUUCAGACCGCUCUUUCAGAAAUAAGAAAGGAGGUGAAGACAGCAGUGCUUGCCAUAAUGCUGCUGUGAUGUCGACUCAGUGAUAUAAUCUCUAUCAUUCACAGUGGGGCAACUUCCUGCUUUCAGACAUCAGGAACAACAUGUAUGUAUUCAGUAGGGUGAGAAGUUAUCGGGUGAGUUUCUGGAAAGCGUUGUAGAAAAUUAGAAAACGUUCUUUAGGAAAUGAGAUGAGUGCCUGCUGUAAUGCUUGGAGAUCUUGCAAGUCUUAGGGUCAUUGUUCAUUAGCCCACAUUCUCAUGGACGUGUAUAUUUCUGACUGCUGAAUCAUUUACAGUGUUUUAUUUCUUUCUGUUGUGUAAAUCAUUUAACACCUAAUUCAUGUGUAAAUAUCAGAACUUCUCAUUUACAUUAUUGUCCGUCAGCUACAUAGGAUCGCUAGAUUAGUUAUUCAGAAGAUUGUCCUGAUUGGACAAGAAUGAAGGAUUUCUUUUUUAUACAGUAUAUACGUACACUAAGUGUAUAAAACAUUAAGAACACCUGCUCUAUCCAUAUACAUAGACUGGGUGAAUGGGCAUGUCAAACAUUUUUAAGUGCCUUUUAAACGGGUAUGGUGGGGGUGGGCAACGCAAUAUUAGGAAGGUAUUACUAAUGUUUGGUAUACUCACUGUAUAUAUGUUGCCAUUAAAAUGAACCUGAAUACCUUUUUUCCUGGUUUCUAAACUUUGGUCGUCUCCCUGGAUUUUGGUUAUUUUUCAUUUUAAA